CAGUAACUGAUUAUCUUUGUAUUGAGCCAUAUGUGAUUGUAGUGAACUCGAAAUUAGUAUUAUUUAAUUAAUUAAUUUAUUUAUAAUGUCUCGUUUAUUAUUGUGUGUGUUUGCUCUUCUAGUGGUCGUUAGUAUUGACGCAGUCCCUGCACCAAAACCAGUGCCAGCCCCUUCACCUCAAUUCGGAGGUUUCGGUGGUGGAUACGGAGGUGGAUAUGGAGGCGGUUAUGGGGGCGGGUUUGGGGGUGGUUAUGGAGGUGGUUAUGGGGGCGGACCUUAUGGAGGUUUCGGGGGACCAGGUUUUGGAGGCCCAGGCUUCGGAGGGCGACGUUUCGGCCGUUUCCCUGGAGGAUCUAUAAGUUACUCCAGAAGCGGUACUAUCAGUUUUGGUGGUCCUGGUGGCUCAGCGGCACAAUCAAGUGCUGGUUCUCUAGGAUUUGGAAAAUAAUUCAAACUGUGGAUGAGGCUUUUUCUUUAGUGUUAUAUGUAAUUUAACUGUGUUUGAAUAAUGUGCUGUACCUGUUCAUUAAUGUAUUUUAAUAUAUCCGUAGUUCUAUGAAUUACUUUUAAAUAAAUAAUUUAAAAAUUUA
Messenger RNA from Spodoptera litura, 590 nucleotides. RefSeq lists its product as uncharacterized. The record is from RefSeq and is a predicted model, not a curated record. NCBI's taxonomy places the organism in Eukaryota, Metazoa, Arthropoda, Insecta, Lepidoptera, Noctuidae.